Molecule: messenger RNA, 3081 nt
Organism: Trypanosoma theileri
Lineage: Eukaryota; Euglenozoa; Kinetoplastea; Trypanosomatida; Trypanosomatidae
Product: putative epsilon-adaptin, putative,AP-1/4 adapter complex gamma/epsilon subunit
Exons: 1
Coding region: 1-3081 (1026 amino acids)
Biological process (GO): receptor-mediated endocytosis; intracellular protein transport
Cellular component (GO): membrane coat; AP-4 adaptor complex
Molecular function (GO): cargo adaptor activity
Source: RefSeq, a predicted model, not a curated record
AUGUCGAAGUUGUAUAAGGCGCAAACUCAACAGGGUCACUCGCGUGGAUUCUUUGAGUAUAUCCGCAGUAUUGGUGAGUCCAAAUCAAAGCAGGAGGAAGAUGAGAUUGUAGUUCGUGAUCUUGCCGAUCUAAAGAAAUCCCUCGCUGCAAAAAAUAUUGAUAAACGUUUACUAAAAGAAUAUGUUGUCCGUACCUUUUAUGCGGAGAUGCUUGGACACUCUGCUGAGUUUGCCCAUAUACAAUGUGUAAAUCUUUCCUCCAGUCCUGAUCUCUUAUUUAAACGAACGGGUUAUCUUGGCACUUGGCUUACUGUGGGACCCGAGCAUGAACUCAUGUAUCUCAUCGUCUCUAACUUACAGCGGGAUAUGAAGUCCACUAAUUUUCUUGAUAUCGCCGCUGCCCUCACCGCAGCGAGAAAGAUGCUUCGACCGGAGUUAAUGACGGCUAUUAACGCAGAAGUUGUGUCUUUAUUAAAUCAUCCAAAUGCAUUAGUACGGAAGAAAGUUAUACAAACAAUGCAGGCUUUUUACCGUAAAUCAGAUGGACUUAUUGGAGAUUGUAAAUUGUUUAGACGGGCAUUAUGUGAUCAAGAUCCUUCCGUAAUGGGAGCUGCACUUCAUCUCUUUUCAGAUGUUAUUUAUGCAGAUCCAGUUUCUCAACGUGAUCUUAUUCCAAUAUUUAAAUCUAUUCUCAGACAAAUUACAGAAAAUCGUCUUUCUCGUGAUUAUGAUUAUCAUCGUAUUCCUGCUCCAUGGUUUCAAAUGAAGAUAUUAAAAAUUCUCUCUAUGCUUAUUGGUGAUGAUCAAUUACUUGCAAAUGAAUGUGAAGAUAUACUUACAGAAGUUAUUAAACGAAGUGAUAAUGGAUUAAGUAUUGGUUAUGCUGUUACCUGUGAAGCUAUUAGUGCUAUUACACGUAUUCCCACUAUUCCAUCUCUUAUACAACUGGCUGCAGAAGCUCUUGCAAAGUUUCUAUCAGGAACAAAUGCUAAUAUGCGAUAUGUUGGAAUUCAAGCUCUUUCUCAAAUUGUUCUUGUAGAUGCAAAAUAUGCUCGUGAACAUCAACAAGUCGUAAUGGCAUGUUUAGAAGAUGCGGAUGAAACAAUUCGUCGAAAAACAAUGUUACUCCUUCUUGCUAUGUGUAAUGAAGAUAAUAUUGAUACUAUUUUAAGUAGAUUAGUAAAAUCACUUUCGCAGACAAAAGAUAAAUAUGUGCGACAAGACCUCACAAGGCGAAUAUGUGAUGCGGCAGAACGAUUUAGUCCAGGCGCUAUUUGGUAUAUUGAAACAAUGAAUAAAGUAUUACUCUGUGCAGCUGAACAUGUACCGCAAACUACUAUACAAGGUAUAUUAAAACUUAUCGCCGAAGGUGAAACCGAUGAUGUAACUCAAGAUACAGCUUUACGUGUAUUUUGUGUAGAAAAUUAUUUUGAUCUUCUUGAAAGUACAGAGAAAAAAUUACCCGAAGCAUUUUGUCGAGUAGCAGCGUGGGUAAUUGGUGAAUAUGGAUUUCUCACCAAACGUGUAAGUCGCACCAUGUUAUUAGAUCGUCUUUGUGAUAUGUUGGAACGGGCGGAAAGUGUAUCGACGCGAGAAUGGAUUCUCAUGGCGAUGAUGAAGAUUGUGGCGCAUGUUGGUUAUUUGCCGGAUAACGUGGAGGAACUGGUGGAGCGAUUUAAAAGUAGUAGAGGAGUAGGACUUCAGCAAAGAUGUUAUGAAUUCACAGAACUUGUGAAGAUGCCUGUAUUGAUGAAGAAGGUACUUCCAUUAGAUGGAUGUUGUGAGAAUAUUGAGGUAGAUGAGUCUAUGGGAUUUCUUAAUAAUAUUGUAGAGGAAGCCCUUUUGGCUGGGGCUAAACCGUAUGAAAAGAGAACCUUGCGGUUUGGGGUAAAAGAAGAGGAAACACUUCGCACAGAUGCGUAUAAAGCGCAACGGGCAGAUAUCGUAGAUGAGAGUGAAUUGGAUCCAGAGAAGUUUAACACGGAAGAACCUCAUAAACUUUUUAUUCGUCCAAAUAUAAGACGUUGGGGAGUGAAAAACCUCGAAGAAGAAACAGCAGCAGGAGCAGCAGGAGUAGUAGAAACAGCAGGAAGAGAAGAAGAAAAGUCUUUAAUGAGAUCUACAGAAGAAAUAUCCACAAGUAUGGGAAAAACAGAACAUCUCUCAGAUGGGACGGUUCUUCAUUAUGUGGAUCCACUUAUGCCAUCCCAACGUGAACAUGUGAAACCGAGUAAAAAUGAAAAGUUUUUAAAUGAUAUUUUUGGUGGAUCAUCAAAGAAAAAAACAAUCACACGACGUCAGGUAGAUAUGACGGAACUUACAUUAAGUUCUGCGAAAACAUUAGAAGUGAAUAAUGAACCUAUACUGACUGUAAAGAUGGAACAGGUGAGAGAGACAACUGCUAUGGGGAUUAUCAUUCGAAUUAUAGGAAAAACUACCGUUCAGAAUAUUACUAUUCAUAUAAAACCUCCUUUAAACUGUACACUUCGUAUGAUGGAAUCCUCUAUACCAAUCUCAACAGUAAAUGGGAAUAUGUUUACAUUGGAAAAACUGCAAAGCCAUCAACCUCUCAAUUUAUCAUUACACCUCCUUCCAAUAGCAUUCCCCAGUGAGGGAACUGUACAGGUGGAAGUUACAUAUCGUAGUAGUAGUAGUAGUAGUAACAAUAAUAAUAAUAGUGAUAAUAAUAAUAAUAUGAUGAUGAUGGGUUCUAAUGAUACCCAACGUAUUUCAGCAUCUAUUCCAGUGCGUUUAUAUGAUUUACUGCGACCACCAUUGCAAAUGACAACACAACAGUUUGGUGAGAUAUGGCUGCAACUAAAAGAGGAGUGUAAAGUACAGUUAACAUCCCCUCUAACAUUCACACCAGAACUAUUGCGACAGUUAUUAUUAGAGCGAGCCUCCUUACGUGUAGUGGAAGUCAUUCGCAAUGAAAUCAUUGCAGCGGCAUUAUUGUUGGGAACUUCAACUCCACUGUUGUGUCACGUUGCCGUUGUUGGACCCAAUGCGGCGAAUGUGACGGUUCGGGCAGAAGAUAAGAGUUUUGCGGCAUUAGGGGCACGUGCAAUCUCUGCUUCCUAA